UGUACAUCGAACACAUUGAGAGGAAAGACAUGUGUAGAAAUUGUAAGGAUGCUGACAAAAUCAAGGCAAAGGCAUGCGACAAUUUCGGAGCCUACACCAUCGAUAUGGAAGCUGUAAAUUCGUGUCCAAAGGCCGCGUCAGGUGAGUUUUACUAUAUCACCAAGCUUGCUUGUUAUAACUUAUCAUGUUAUAACCUUGGGACUGAUGAGAAGACUUGCUUCAUGUGGGAUCAGACACAAGCAAACCGUGGUCCAGAUGAAAUCGGAUCGUGUCUCCUAUACAUUCUGAGAAAUCUGCCUGAGAACAUUACGGAUGUCGUCAUUUGGGCAGAUUCAUGCGGUGGUCAAAACCGCAAUAAGGAAAAUGCAGCAGCAAUACUGCACUUCCUUAAUGUGGAAGUAUCCAACACAGCGCUCCAUGUGAAGACUGUGCACCUGAAGUACUUUGAACGUGGACAUAACGAAUCUGAAGUUGAUACCAUACAUCACAUGAUAGAAGCAAGUAAGAAGAACCAAGAAAUAUAUUUACCGGACCGGUAUAAGGAGAUAGCAAGAUCUGCCAGCACAAAAAACCCUAUAAAGGUUUUUUCACUGGCAUCAUAUGAGUAUCCAGUAUAUGACGUCCACGCCCUUUGCAAGUCCACCAUCAUUAACCGCAAUCGAUACCGGUUUAUUGAUCAUGAGGGCAAACCGAAGGUUAACGAAGCGUCAUGGCUAAGUGCAAAGCGGCUCUCGUUUGCAAAAGGCAGUCGGGCAAUGACUAUCAGCACAUUACCCGACCCGGAGAGAACAGAUGAUGAUAAAGUCAUUCUCACCGACAGAAAGGUAUACGUAAGCAGCCGUGCUUCAGUAAGAUCGGAGGUGGUGGAUAAACCUCAACUCACAAUCCUCUGCGACGAUUCGACAGAGAUACCUGUUUCCGAGAGGGUUAUGCUUGGUCUUAUUGAUCUAUGUGAGAAGAGGCUGAUACCACAGGGGUAUCAUGCAUUCUACAAGAGUAUCACUACUAUAGAAAGUGACAAGAGCGAUACUGACUAAAACACAUUCCAUAUUUCUACAUUUGCAGCAUUUUUAUUUUACUAUUUUCAAUUUCAUGGGACAAUUAUUUUAUGCAAUAUUCAUCUUAGGAUGAAUGUAGACACAAAUUACACUUAUUGAAAUAUUAUACACCUUUUAAAUUAUUGGAAUAUUAAUACAAUUUAAUUCUAUUCAUCUAUUUAUACUAAUAA
Messenger RNA from Bolinopsis microptera, 1228 nucleotides. RefSeq lists its product as uncharacterized. The coding region runs from base 30 to 1037 and encodes 335 amino acids. NCBI's taxonomy places the organism in Eukaryota, Metazoa, Ctenophora, Tentaculata, Lobata, Bolinopsidae. The transcript is spliced from 2 exons. The record is from RefSeq and is a predicted model, not a curated record.